Nylanderia fulva is the source of this 1514-nucleotide messenger RNA. RefSeq names its product DUF1676 domain-containing protein Osi6 (gene Osi6). The record is from RefSeq and is a predicted model, not a curated record. Lineage: Eukaryota; Metazoa; Arthropoda; Insecta; Hymenoptera; Formicidae. Gene Ontology annotation, cellular component: membrane.
ACUACGCACGGAACGGCUUUCGGAAAGGGAGAUCUAACUAUCGUAGAUCUAUCGAACGCGUCGCGCCGCGAUCUGGUGUUAACUUUGUUUUUCGUGGAACUUUUCGCACGGAGUCACCGAGAUGUUGAAGAAGCUGCUGAUUUUGACGACCGCGUCCGUCGUCCUAAUCGCCGGACAGAGCAUCGACGAAUGCCUCAAGGAAGACAGCAUAGCCUGCGUGCAGAAAACUCUGUACAGAACCGCCAAGGAGUUCUUCGCCAAGGAUAAACUUGAGCUUGUGAACGGAGUGAGCCUUGUGAAAAGUCAUUCCGAUGACAGGAGUGCUAGAUCCGGCAAGGAACUCGCGUACGAUCAAGAGAUAGACGCCGCUAACGAUAUCAACGAGAGACAAAACACCCUCGAGAACUUUAUUAGCGAUGAAGCCGGAGAGUUCUUGUCCGGUCGCAGCCUCAGGAUCAAUCUUGCACCCGCCUUCGAAAAAAUCCGUGACUCGGCUCGUGCCAUCAGCGAGUCUGUGCCACCAGAGAUUCGUCAAGCCGUCGACGAUGUUGUCGAAGGUCGAGGCAAAAAGAAGGGGAUAAAGGGGCUCAUACCUAUCCUAAUUGCCGCGAAAGUGAAGAUCGGUCUCUUAAUGACUCUCGCGUACUUCGCCAUCUCUAUCAUAGCGAAAAAGGCGAUCUUCGCGUCCCUCAUUUCUCUCGCCAUUUCUGCCUUUAUCGGUUUGAAGGCUCUCUGGGCGAAGAAGAGCGGCGGCUAUCACCACGACGUUACCGCUUACAAUAGCGGCUGGAGCGGACCCGCUUCAUCUGGGGGUUGGUCUGGUCCCGUGAGCGGUGGAUGGUCCGCUCCCGUAUCCAAUGGAUGGUCUUCCGGCAGCUCUUCCGGUUGGGAAGAUCCUCACGCUUACUCGCACAGCCAGGCGUACUCCGGAUAUCACCAUCACUAACGAUGCUCCCUUGUUGAUGUUAUCUUCUGUAACUCUUCUUCUUCCUCUUCUUCUUUUUCAUUGAAUAAUGAGCGACGGGAAAAACGAGACAUCGACGAAAGUCGAGUGACUCGAGCUUCACCGUCGAUCCUUCAUUGUUCGCGAUUUUAUGGAGAUAUUUAUUCUUAUUUAUAUCAUUUAAUAGUAAAUAGGGCGUCUGACCCUUCCGCGCAAUGUACAUAAAAUUAAUAUCUCUCGCUCGCAUACGCGUUUGCGAAUAGAUCGAGCGGAUAAAGCGUAAAAUCGAAUUAAGCUGAGAAGCUUACGUCGCGAUACGUUCGAUCGGCGAAGUCGUAAGUCGUGAAUUAUGUCUUUGUAUUAUUCGUCGAGAGAUAUGCAAUAUUACAUAUUAUGAUGACUUCGCCAUCGCAACUUUAGCUCGAGCUUCGGCUUGAUUACGAUCUGUAGCAGAACUCAAUUGAGACGCAGUUGAUGAAUCAUGAUUACAUCUAGUCCAAUACGAUGUAUAUGCAACACAGUUACAUCCUUACGAAUAUGUAUGCUUUGUAAUAUGCAUGUUCAUUAAUAU